This is a messenger RNA of Labeo rohita (rohu), 1747 nucleotides long. RefSeq lists its product as uncharacterized. The record is from RefSeq and is a predicted model, not a curated record. Bases 40 to 1647 code for a protein of 535 amino acids. NCBI's taxonomy places the organism in Eukaryota, Metazoa, Chordata, Actinopteri, Cypriniformes, Cyprinidae. The transcript is spliced from 2 exons. Gene Ontology annotation, molecular function: GTP binding.
AGUAACGGUGAAGUGGACAUUUUUACUCCAACGAUCACCAUGGAUUCCAGACAGCCAAGUCUUCCACCACACAAACCAACUCUGAUUCAUGAAGGUCCUCCAAAACGAUACUUUCUACAUACAGAGAGAAAAAUGAUUGAUGAUACUGGAAAAGUCCGAAAAUGGACUUAUGGAAUAAAAGACACCAGUAAACAAAACAAAGUUGUUCUCCUGGUGGGAGAGACUGGCGCUGGCAAGACGACUCUCAUCAACACCAUGGUCAACUACUUACUGGACGUUAAGUUUGAGAAUGAAAUAUGGUAUGAAAUCACAGAAGAAGAAGCCAGAGAUCAAUCAGAAUCACAAACCUCUGAAAUCACCAUGUAUGAGGUCUUUCCUGAUGAGAGUCCCAUGUCACUUACCAUCAUUGAUACUCCAGGCUACGGAGACACUAGAGGACUGGAAAAAGAUCUGGAAGUUGCUGAGAAUUUAGCCACUCUGUUUCAGAGCAAUGAUGGAGUUCGUGAAAUUGAUGCGGUGUGUUUUGUGAUUCAAGCGGCCAAGAAUCGUCUCUCAGACAGACAGCAUUACAUUAUCAGUUCAGUUUUGUCUUUGUUUGGGAAAGACAUUGUGAACAACAUUGUGUUUUUAAUCACACACUCUGAUGGUCUGCCACCCAAAAAUGUCAUCGGUGCCAUUAAUAAAGCUAAAAUCCCCUGCAGACGAGACAAAAGUGGCCAACCUGUCUAUUACUUAUUCAACAAUCGACAGGCUGACGCCCGUCACAAUGAGAAGCGUUACAUUCGUGCUCAAAGAGACGCCUGGGAAGACAGUGUGGAAGAGAUGAAGAAAUUCCUUCAGUCUCUGGAUGAAAAGAAUAGAAGAAGUUUAGAGUUGACUUCAGAUGUCCUGAUUAAGCGUAUUCUAUUAGAAGCAUUUAUGUGCAAUUUACAGCUGCGUGUUCAAGAGAUUGAGCUGAAAAAGACUGAAAAACUCCAGAUUCAGGAGUCAAUAAUGCAAAACAAGGAAAAGAUUGAGGAGUGUAAAAACUUUACCAUUAGCUUUAAAAAGACUGUGAAACUGAAGGUGCACAUUGACAGCGAAUCAUGGAAGCACAGGAAGGCGACGACCUGCACUGUCUGUGAGGAAAACUGCCAUGAGUUUGGCUGCUGGUGGGCUUCUGAUCCCAGCAAAUGUGAAGUUAUGAAAAACGGCUACUGCACCGUGUGCACAGGGAAGUGUCAUCACAGCAAACACGUCAAAGAAAACAAGAAAUACAUCAUCAAAAACUCCAACAUAAAGAUAGAAUUUGACAACUUUAUAAAAGAAUAUGAAAAAGCUGAAGAAGAGUCCAAGAAGUUUUCAUUUAUAAAGGACAGACUUGAGAAAGAUCUGCAGGAGAUUGAAACACAAAAGUCAAUUAUUCUGUUCAAUGCUUACAGAACCAUCAAGAAUCUGUCUGACAUUGCAUUGAAACCAGACUCUGCCUUCACUCUUCAGCAUCUCGACUUCUUCAUCCCCAGAGUGAGGGAGGCUGGGAAAGAAAACUGGGUACAAGAGCUGGAGGAAAUGAGGAGAAAUGCUGAAGCAGAAGAAGCCAAUAAAGACAGUCUGAGUUACCUUCAGGCAGGUCUGGCAAAAAUAGAUCUUUUUUUAAAAAAGCAAUGAACACAUGCAGACAGGACAAUUGAUCAGUCAGUGACAAUGAGGAAAACUAUUUACAAUGAGUAAUAAAUGCAGGUCACUUGCUGUAAAUCUGAAGAUAAUA